Colletotrichum abscissum is the source of this 495-nucleotide messenger RNA. RefSeq lists its product as uncharacterized. The record is from RefSeq and is a predicted model, not a curated record. Bases 1 to 495 code for a protein of 164 amino acids. The transcript has 2 exons. NCBI's taxonomy places the organism in Eukaryota, Fungi, Ascomycota, Sordariomycetes, Glomerellales, Glomerellaceae.
AUGAAGCCCUCAACUCUCCUCCCGCUAGCCGCAACCCUCGUCGCCGCGGUCGACAUGGCGCCCUACAAACCCUCCGCCGGCGUCGACGUCGCCUUCGCCGACUUCGUCUCUGAAUACUACCGCACAUCAGAAGACAAAGCCGCCACCACGACCUUCACCAACUUCUGGCCCGCCGACGGCAAGAUGAUCCUCGCGGGACGGACGUUUGAGGGCGCGACGGCCAUGCUGGGCGUCAAACAGUCGCUGCUCCCGCCGAACGGGAACAAGUCGUGGUGGCAUCUGAUCCGCGGGGCGACGGUGGGCGGGGAGACGGAGACGGAUAAGACGUUCGUGGCGGAGAUUGUGGUGCAGACUACCGGGAGCGCGGCGUUUACGGUUCUGAAGGACGCCCAGGGUGCGCCGAGACUAGAGCCGCAUUCGGAGAGUUUGAGUGUGUAUAACCUCACAGUCUCGACCACGGAUUCGCCCACGGAUAUUCCGUGCAGCAGUUCGUAG